AUGGAGAACCGGCUACUGUCAAUUCGAGCUUUUGACACCGAUCUAUGGACAAUGCCACAAAAAGAAGAAAAGUCACUCGGCUCCUUCAUUGGAAGGUUCAAAACAGUCCUCUUCAAUAUGGUCGUAAGCGAUAGCGCGAACAUAUAUGCACUGAGAAAUGCCUUAUGGCAUGAGCCAUGCUUCUGCGAAGAGCUUCUACUUAACAAACCAAUCACACUGGAAGACGCUUUUCACCGGGUUUUGAAGAACAUGAAAAUAGAAGACAAAAUAAAACAUUCUCUAAAAAUCAAGCGCCAAUAUCUAAAUAUAAGGACAAGGCACAAGAAGACAACGACGACUGACGAAGAAGACAUGGAGAAUCAAAAAGAGACGGAAACUCCAGAGAUCAGAGUUGCAAGGUCAGCGAAGGAAGCAAAACCAAUGGCGAUUCAGAAAUGAAACUUCAAAACCUCGAUCAAGCAAACCAACAUCAAAUACAUGGAACAGAGAAGAUUGCGAAAAGAAAACUCCAACAAAUUAUGUGAUUAUCACAACCGAAGGGACAUACCACCGAAGAAUGUAACGACUUCUCAAAACUUCAUUUAUUCCAAGUUUCACGAACAAGGUUAAGCACAACUUAAAAAAUCUCUCCAAAAAAUAAUGAUGACAAGCGCACCUUAGAGGGAGAUUGAGAUGCCAUGAUCUCAGAUGCAAUAUGAUAAUGGGAGGAAAUCCUCAAGAAAAAAAGUCAAUCUGAUAAUGGGAGGAAAUCCUUUAUGUGAUAAUUCAGUACGACCAAUCAGACAUGCGAGUGAAAUCUGUGUCCACAUGAGCUAGGGAAAUGAUAGAAGAUGACAUAAU
Brassica rapa (field mustard) is the source of this 840-nucleotide messenger RNA. RefSeq lists its product as uncharacterized. NCBI's taxonomy places the organism in Eukaryota, Viridiplantae, Streptophyta, Magnoliopsida, Brassicales, Brassicaceae. The record is from RefSeq and is a predicted model, not a curated record.